Nymphaea colorata (pocket water lily) is the source of this 2375-nucleotide messenger RNA. Its product is annotated as protease Do-like 2, chloroplastic. The record is from RefSeq and is a predicted model, not a curated record. The transcript is spliced from 21 exons. Lineage: Eukaryota; Viridiplantae; Streptophyta; Magnoliopsida; Nymphaeales; Nymphaeaceae. Gene Ontology annotation, biological process: proteolysis. Gene Ontology annotation, molecular function: serine-type endopeptidase activity; protein binding. Bases 91 to 1902 code for a protein of 603 amino acids.
GUUUCGUUCGAGCAGCGGAUAAGGCGGGUUCCGCUCGAUGCUUAGCGCGCCCGCUUCUCUACUCUAUCUUCCUGUCUCAACUGCUUGAAAAUGGCGACGUGUGCCCACCUCUCCUUCCUCUCAUUCUCCGAUAACUGCCACCGCGUUUCGUCGACGCAGCUGGUCCGAAGUUUUGUCGGAAAGCCAGUUCCGGUGUCAAGGAGAUGCUGCAGAAGGGCGAAGCAGCAGGUUAGAGUUGUCUCCCAAAGGAGAGGUUCUGGUAGAUCCAAAGAUGCUCCUGAUGGUGCGAAAGGGGAGACGGGUCGUUCACAAUCAACAUUAUUUAGAGAACUUGGUGUGCAGAAAAAGGACAAACAAAAUUUUGUAUAUGAUAAUAAAGAGCAGCAGGUUAAUGAAGCAACUGGUUUACAAGAUUCAACUUUCUUGAAUGCUGUUGUUAAGGUAUUUUGCACACACACCGCUCCAGAUUAUUCCCUCCCUUGGCAAAAACAAAGACAAUACACAAGUACUGGCAGUGCUUUCAUGAUUGGGAAUGGGAAACUGUUAACAAAUGCUCAUUGUGUUGAGCAUGAUACUCAGGUAAAAGUAAAACGCAGAGGAGAUGAUACCAAGUUUGUGGCUAAGGUUCUUGCUCGAGGGAUCGAGUGUGACAUUGCUUUGUUAUCAGUAGAGAGCGAAGAAUUCUGGAAAGGAGCUGAACCACUUUCUUUUGGUCGUUUACCAUGUCUUCAGGAUUCAGUAACUGUCGUAGGUUAUCCCCUUGGAGGAGAUACAAUAUCAGUGUCAAAGGGUGUGGUCUCACGCAUUGAGGUUACAUCUUAUGCUCAUGGUGCAACUGAUUUGCUUGGUAUCCAAAUUGAUGCUGCAAUAAAUCCUGGAAAUAGUGGUGGUCCUGCAUUCAACGACCAGGGAGAAUGCAUUGGGAUUGCUUUCCAGGUUUUCAGGUCAGAUGAUGCUGAAAAUAUUGGAUAUGUGAUUCCCACGACUGUUGUAUCUCAUUUUCUGAACGACUAUGAGAAAAAUGGAAAAUAUACUGGCUUUCCUUCUCUUGGAGUGUUACUACAGAAGUUGGAGAAUCCUGCUUUACGUAGAUGCCUGAAAGUGCAGUCUAAUGAGGGGGUGCUAGUGCGAAAAGUUGAACCUACAUCUCCUGCAAGUAGUGUGCUAAAAGAGGGUGAUGUAAUAGUAAGCUUUGAUGGUACACCAGUAGGAUGUGAAGGAACUGUGCCAUUCCGGUCCACGGAGCGUAUUGCAUUCCGCUACUUGAUAAGUCAAAAAUUUGCAGGUGAUGUGGCAGAGGUUGGGAUUAUUCGAGGCGGUGUACCUAUGAAAGUUCAGACCAUUUUAUAUCCUCGUGUCCAUCUGGUGCCAUACCACAUUGAAGAAGGACAACCCUCGUACCUUAUAGCUGCUGGACUGGUGUUCACUCCCCUUUCAGAACCUUUAAUAGACGAGGAGUGUGAAGAUUCAAUUGGUCUGAAAUUGCUAGCUAAGGCACGAUAUUCUUUUGCAAAAUUCAAGGGAGAACAGAUUGUCAUACUUUCACAGGUAUUGGCACAUGAAGCGAAUAUAGGAUAUGAAGACAUGGGCAAUCAGCAGGUUACAAGGUUCAAUGGAACAAGAAUUAGAAACAUUAGGCAUUUGGCACAUCUUCUUGACUCAUGUCAAGACAAGUACUUGGUUUUCGAGUUUGAAGACAAUUUCCUUGCUGUAUUGGAGAGGGAAGCAGCAAAUGCUGCAUCAGCCAAGAUUCUGAAGGAUUAUGGCAUUCCCUGUGAAAGGUCUGUGGAUCUACUUGAGCCAUACGUGGAUUCAUCAGAUGGACGAGAUAUGGAGCUGGAAUCAGAGGAUGUUCCUGCUUCAAACAUGGAAAUCGGUUUUGAUGGCCUUGUCUGGACUUGAUCAGUAAACAGUUCUGCUAGUGAAGCCAAUAGCUUGGCUAGCCUGGGAUGCUUUUGUCUCCCUGGGUUUCUCUCGUCUGAAGUCGGAAAACUCUUCAAAGAGUAAGGGUUCCUGCUUUCAACUGCCAGAGCACGACCAUUUUUCAUCGUUCUGCUCGAUUCAUGGCCAUCGACAAUGGGGUACGUACCAUUGUGAGUUAUGAAGCUCCUGCCGCUGGUUGAGUAGUACGUGCUGUAUUUGCAGAAAUUGAAGCAUCUUAUGUGUAUCAUCCAUUGUUGCCGACUACCACUUUCGGCCAAGGGAAUUUUUUUGUUUCCCUUUAAUUAGUGAUGUAUUUCGUAAGAAGAUGGGAUUCAUAAGAUUCACAUUAUUUAUCAAACUGCCAGAGAUUCAUUCAUUGUAAUCUUGAAUCCCUUCAUCUGACAGAGACUGCAGCAAUUGGAAUUCAAGGCCUUCUUUUCCUUUUCUGGCCA